Molecule: messenger RNA, 1723 nt
Organism: Anastrepha ludens (Mexican fruit fly)
Lineage: Eukaryota; Metazoa; Arthropoda; Insecta; Diptera; Tephritidae
Gene: Jhbp7
Product: protein takeout
Exons: 4
Coding region: 449-1225 (258 amino acids)
Source: RefSeq, a predicted model, not a curated record
ACUCGGACAAGAGUCCGCAAAAAAGUCAACCAGUAUUUUAAAUUUGCUGCGCACAACGCGAGUGCGCAAGAAUAUAACAUAAUAAAUUUGAAGAGUCAAGCAAAGGAAAAAUUCAGAAGCAGUUUGACGGUGCAAUAUUUCGGUUAUUGAAAAAUCAGACCAACAGCGUAAUUUCGGGUAGAAUUUUGUAGUGUUUUUUGGCACACACAAUAGUUGAACGUGUAUGGUCGCGUAGCGUGCAGUGUUCAGCAAUAAAUUUAUACAACAUUAAUUCGGGUUCGUCGCUUAAGUUUUUUGUUUUGUGCCGCUUACAUCUUUUCGUCGGGUGCUCGGCAUUUAAGCGCAAUUCUUGAGUGCUAGUAAAAUAACAAGAAGAAACCAAAAAUUUAAACUGCUUGUUUUUAGGCCAAGAGAAAAAUCAAUCGCAUAGCAACACAAUUCAACAAAAAUGUUCACAGUGCAACAAAGGUUGGCCCUUUUGGCAUUCCUCAGCAGCAGCUGCUGCUUGCUGCUCACUUCGGCGGCAAACUCAAAUUUUCCCGCCGACAUACCGCGUUGUCGUGUUGCUGACACAGACUGCAUAACGCGCACAACAAUAAAUCUGGUGCGUCAGUUCGCGCGCACCGGUUACCCGGCUGCGGGAUUUCCAAUCGUUGAACCCUUCCUUAUAAAACGCUUCGAUAUUUCGGAUGGCCGCACUGGUUCGUUGAAUUUGAAAUUAAAUUUCCGUGAUGUGAAUGUUGAAGGAUUGUCCGGCGCACAGGUUGAUCGUACUGUCGGCUUUGAACGUGAUCCAGCCACAAGUAAAUUUGAAUUUUACGGCUUAUUACCAAAAAUUGUUCUACGCGGCAAAUAUGUGGCCGAUGGUCGUAUACUUAUUCUGCCCAUCAGAGGCGAUGGUGACGCUGAUAUUUUGCUGCAAAAUUCUAAAUUCUCAAUCAAAUUUAAACCCGCCCUUCAUCCUAAAGAUGGCAAAACAUACUUGAGCGUGGAUAAGCUGAAAGUCUUAGUAGAACCCGAAAAAAUGAGCAUCAAAAUGACCAACCUCUUCAAUGGUGACCCAGCACUCGGCGGUAAUUUGAAUGAGUUCUUAAACCAAAAUUGGCGGGAUGUUUGGAAUGAACUUCAACCCUCCAUUCAUGUGGCCAUUGCUGAAGUAAUCAAGAGUGUUCUGCAAACACUCUUCAAGCGUUUCGCAUAUGAGGAUUUGUAUGCGGACGAUUGAUUGGAUGAAUUAAUGGUUAGAAAUCGACACUUAUGUUGGUCAAUGAAUAACACACUGUCUGAAUAAAUUCUCAUGCUGUAUUUUAAAUUCAGUUUUACUAUUAAUUAUGUAGGUUUAUUUAUUUACAUUAUAAAUGGUAUUCGCUUUUAGCAUUUUUAUACAUACAUAUGUUUGUGAUGUUACAGCAAAAGUAAAAUUUUUUCUGUCGAAUUUUGUGUGGUCGAACUCGCUGUUAACAUUGUCUGGUUUUUGGACAAAUUGUUUGUAUAUUGUUUUAUUUGAUAAAUUUUAUAAAAAACUAUAUUGUGUGAUUUUGUUCCAGUGUUGCUGAGAUACUCGUAUGUGUAUAUAUAUAUAUAUAUAUAUAUGUAUAUGUAAUAAAUAGGUAUUUUCUACAAUUACAAGAAUUCUUAAGUAAUAUUUUAUUAUGAAAAUUCCAGAUUUUACGAGUAUGUGAGUUUCGAUUUUUGUAUAAUCCACAAAUAAUUCGUGUAAGCU